Messenger RNA from Mytilus trossulus (common blue mussel), 6410 nucleotides. RefSeq lists its product as uncharacterized. The transcript has 15 exons. Bases 243 to 4853 code for a protein of 1536 amino acids. Gene Ontology annotation, biological process: protein deubiquitination. The record is from RefSeq and is a predicted model, not a curated record. Gene Ontology annotation, molecular function: cysteine-type deubiquitinase activity. NCBI's taxonomy places the organism in Eukaryota, Metazoa, Mollusca, Bivalvia, Mytilida, Mytilidae.
GUAGACAGGUAUUCCUCCGCCGUCUAUUGACAUACACAAAUAACAUGGCGACUAUGAAAGUACCGCUAAGUUUUGUCCUCGUGGAAUAUUACCUGGAUUAAUUCGUAAAAUAUUAAGAAACUGGACUAGAAAAAUAUAAAUUAUAUUCUGUGAACGAAGAUCAAGGAUUUUACGGAUUUUUAAAGACUUCAUGCAUCAUAAAAAAACUUGGACAUUUUGUAUAAAGUUUAUAAUAAACCAAUAUGGAUAAUAUGGAAGGCCCCCUUCCUCCUGGAAAGCAGGGCGGUCCUAAUUGGUAUGACACCCUAGACCGUCACCAAAGUGUACAGUUUUCAGCAAAAGGUUUAAGAAAUGCACCAGGAGAAAAUAACUGCUUCUUGAAUAGCGCUGUGCAGGUUUUCUGGCAUUUGGAUGUAUUCCGUCGCAGCUAUCGUCGUCUAACAGGGCAUUUAUGCAUGGGGAACUCUUGUAUAUUCUGUGCUUUAAAGGUAAUUUUUACCCAGUACCAGUAUAGUGACCAGUCAUCACUACCGCCAGAUGCUCUACGUAAAGCGCUGGCUGAAACAUUCAUGAACAAACAACGAUUUCAGCUUGGUCAUAUGGAUGAUGCAGCCGAAUGCUUUGAGAACAUUUUACGAAGAAUCCAUUUCCAUGUUGCUAAUGCGUAUCAUGAAGAUUCAUGUUCAGCCCCUCAUUGUUUACCACACCAGAAGUUUGCCAUGACUGUAUUUGAUCAGCUUGUUUGUAUCUGCGGAGCCAGUUCUGAUCCUUUGACCUUCCAUGAACUUGUACAUUACAUCUCAACGACUUCACUUUUAACCCAUUGUCGUUCAAUGCAAGAGACAGGAGAUGUACUUCAUCCAGAUCGGUUUGGAUUAUUAUUACGCAAUGCUGGGACAGCGGGAGAUAUCAGAGAUUGCCCUGGGAACUGUGGCAAAAGAGUACAAAUAAGAAGAACUUUACUGAAUACACCAGAUGUUGUCAGUAUUGGUCUUGUUUGGGAUUCAGACAGACCUGAUGAGAAACUCAUCCGUGAAGUAGCUAAAAGCAUUGGUACAACUAUUUUGCUUCAAGAUAUGUUCCAUUCUGUUGUAUGUAAAGAUGCUACCAAACUCCCUAAACUACAGUUGUCUGCCUUAGUUUGUUACUAUGGAAAACAUUACUCCACAAUUGUAUACCAUACCAAGUUAAAUGUGUGGAUUUAUUUUGAUGAUGCCACUGUAACAGAGAUUGGACCAAGAUGGGAAAAUGUGGUUGACAAAUGUUCUAAAGGAAGAUUCCAACCCUUAUUGUUACUCUAUUCCAAUCACAACGCUAGUCCAAUUGCUACUGAAACAGCUCCAAAGAAAAGAGUUAUGGCCCCUGGUUAUGCUACAACGCCUUCAAAAGGUGUCCAAGAAAAGAAAAGACAAGAAAAUGAUGGACAUAAAGCAUCCAGAAGAUCUUUAACUCCUAAUCCUGAUAAAAUUGAAAUCAGCCAAUCAAAUGGAAGGAGAGCAAUAACCCCAGGUCCAGAUGAAUUAUCACCUGGUCUGAAUGGACCCCAAAAAAUGAACAUUGAUCACCAUCGUCAGUCAAGCUUUUUAAUAGCUGUCACUGGAAAGACAGAUAAAAACAGGCAGUACUCUUCAGAGUAUGCUGUACCUAAAGGAAUCAAUCCAAUCAAACCAUCUGUUCCAGGAGGAGGACAAAGUGAUAUGUCACAAAGACAGGGGAUGCUUAAACAUUGUUUUUAUGAACCUUCCAACGCUGAAAAACAGCAAUUCCAACAGAAAUCUAAUCAAGAUGCCGUAGAUGGUUACGAUUACACCUUAUCAUCCGGUGAUCAGUACAGACGGCCAGCAAUCACAGCACCCAAACCUAACAAUCUUCCAAUACAAGUUAACUUUGCUCGAGUAAAUGACUGUCAGAGAAAAGAAAGCUUCAAGAAAGGAAAAGAUAAAGUGAGAGCUGACGUCAUUAGAAGUUUGGAUCCUUCACGGAGGGAAUCUCAGUCUUCCGAUUCUGAUUCACCACAAACUCCACCACUUCUUCCACCCCAGCUUCCUCCUAAAAUCAGUAGAAGUCAGUCUUGUCACAACUAUGAUCUUGAAUCAAGUCCAGCUAAUGUAUCUGCAGAUAAUAUUGACAUUCGACAGCAUGUGGUCAUGAAACCUAGACCAAGCAAUUCACAUGCGUAUGAAAAUUUAGAAAAUUCUUCACAUACACCUGUGCAAUCAGGACUUGCUACACUUCCACGAAACAAAAAAUCUAAUUCUUCUGUGCAAUCUCAAAAUCAGCAUUCUCGUCAAAAUUCAUUGAAGAGCAAUGAUGGUUAUCCGCCACACAAUCGUCCAACAUCAGGACAAGACAUGAACAAUAUGUAUCAUACUGUUGGGUAUUCUCAGCAGGUAUCACAUAGUAGGGAAAGUUCUAGUAAUACUAUUGUGCCUGAUGAUGUACAUUCCAGACAAAAUUCAUUAGCCAGUCAAAUUUCAGAUAAUUCACAACAUUCAUUGUCAUCAUGGCAACAGGGCAGCAAUAACCAAUCAGUGUCUCAAUAUAGAAAUCAACCAUCUGUUUCAUCCAAUCAGAGGCUUCCAGAGGAUAAACCCCCUAAACCUGCAAAACCAGAGAAGAAAAUAAAUACUGUUGCAGCACAGAAAAAGAAGAGUAUGAAUAGUAAAGGACAACAGCCUCCCCCAUUACCUGAGAAAAAGGGUAGUCAAUUGUCCCCAAAUCAUGAUCAGGGUUAUAUUAAUAGAAAAACUGUUGAGAAUAUUUUAUCUUAUCAAAAAUUAUCAAGUUUAUCACGACAAGGAUCAACCAAUAGUAAUAUGAGCUGUGCAAGCAUAUCAAGUAAUGCAAGUACAGCUAGCAAUACUAGUUUUGAAUCAGAUAAUUGUAGCUUAAGUUCAAAAGAAGGAAACAUUCCUUUUGACAGAUUGUCUUUGGAAUCACGACAAGAUUCAGGGUAUAGUGGCAGUGACAGAAAUAGUUCCAGUUCAACAGGCAGCACUACCUUAGAUCCUUACACGCAAUACUUUCUCAGUAAGAGUAUGAUUCCUCCAAAAACAUUCAAUCAGCAAGCUGUGGCGGAAAACAUAAAGAAAUUUAUCGAUCCUGGCUUUUGUGAGAACCAACGCUUUGAUCAGAAGUACACUGUUGGGUACCAAACAAACAAUUUCCAUGGAAACCAGCAACAGCAGAAUCAGCAUUAUCAGAGAGGAUAUGAACAAUCUGGUGACAGAAAACAGUUGUAUGAUCCUGCCAUUGUCAAGUCACACCAGUCUAAAGACACCAUGGGAUAUCCUGUGCACCAAAAUUUGGAUCCAAAUAACCAAGAACGUAAUCCAAAAAACUGUGAUAACCAGAUGUUCAUACAGAGCGGACCACCUGGUUAUGAUGAAGUGGUUUCUUUUAACAUGGAAGAAUUUGCAUCUCUGUGCCACAAGUCUGAGGACCUUAUGGAUCAAUGUAUGUUGUACGAGACUGAUAGCAACUGCCACCAGGCCAUACAAUUAUGUAACUCGGCCAUUGAUAGUCUGAAACAAGCCAUGAAGAUGACCAACAUUACCCAUCAGUCCUUUCAAUUUGCACAAAUGAAACACAAUUCUUGUAUUCUGAAGCUACGCAGCUUGCAGAAGAAAAAUAUGUUUCGACAAGAAUCCAAUUCAUCGACGAACAGCUCUGACAGCGCUAGAUCUUCUCCAUGUGGUUUACCAAAUAGUUCAUCAAACAUUCAACAUCCACCACAACAAAAUGUUGUUCACUCAAGAUCAAGUUCUAGAGAUUCAAUUGACAGUGUGAUUGAAAAUAAAAACUAUAGAAAAGACAAAGUUAUUAAUGAAAUUGAUGGUCAAAAGAUGAUGCAUUCUAAUUCUAGUCAUAGUUUGAAUGAAAGGACUUGUAGUAGUAAUGUGGAUACUAGCAAUGUUGAUAUGUAUGCUACAUUACCCAGAAAGGGUAGACAACUGGCCAUGAAAAAUCAAAACAAUCAGAACUCUGAACUGUUUAAAAACUGUUUAAAUCGACAACAAAGAACUAAUUCUCCAAGUCUUCAUCAACCUUCAUCAAGAUCAAGUACGCCGUCAUCAGAAUGUCGUGACUCCGACUCCAGUAGUCAAGCAUCAGAUCAGUAUCGUAUGCAGAUUCCAUCUCAUCAACAAGUUAAAAUGAACAAAGCGGAAAUCAGACAAUUACCACAUAACAGUAUGGUUCAGCGCCAAGGACCCCAGCAGUCUAACGGAGGAAUGGUAUCCCAGAAUCAACAAGUUCACGGGAAACCUGAGAAAUCGACGGAAUUACCAUUACAGCAGUUUAACCAACGUGUUCAAAACUUGCCAGAACAAAAGUCAGACAAUGAGGAUGUCCGUCCAAGUGUAAAGGCACUGGCAUCACGCUUUGAUAGAUCUGGUCGGGGAAAGGUAAAAACCUCUAAACAACUACCACCGAUGAACUCAAAUCUGGACAAUAGACAUAGAAGUAAAUCAGAAUCAGACUUUCUAAGAAUGGAUUCAAAACCAAAAUCGGUUUUAUCGAAAAGAAAGAAAUGUAAAGCAAGUCGGCCAAGAAAAUCUGUGACAUUUUCAGAAAAUAUUGCCAUGGUUUCUGCCGCAGAUUUAUAUGCAACAGACACUGAUAUGUGUUCAGGGUAUGUGAGUGAUUCGGAUGAAAAAUAUAAAUAUCAGCGUGGUGCUUAUUCAGACAAUGAAUUGGAGGAUGAUGACUCGAACUCAACCGAGUCUCCGGCAGACAUACAUCCCGGUCAGAGCUGUUGUUGUCUCUGUAAUAAACAUGGUUGUGGAGAAGGAUCUCAAUUUUGUGCAAAAUGUCAGUUAUAUAUGAGUCGGUUUCAACCAAGUGAAUGCUGACAGGACGAUGUUAUUGUCAUCAAAUCAGCAUUCUUUUAAUUAUGAAAUAUUUAAUGAGUGACUAGAAAUACAAUAGACAUUUAUUUUUGUUAUUGCAUAUUGUAAAUAAAAGUAAUUUUAUUUAUUAAUUCUACAAAUGUGAAAUGUAGAAUUUUCAAGUAAUAUUUUUUUCUUGAAGGCAGCUUUGCUCAUAGUGCUAAUUUCACCUUCUAUGUACAUUGAAUUCAAGCAAUAGAUGUUUUAUCUACUGUUUUUAGUAGAUUUUUUUCCCUUUUUUUACUGCUGAUAAAUGUUUUCCUCUUCUUUUUUUUUAGAUAUAUUAUUUUAGAGAGAUUUUAAACAAAAUUAUUUUAUUUUAGUUUUAUAUAUUUUAUCCAUAAAAAAAUAAAAAACACAGUUCAGCAUGUAAUGUGAACAUGUUUCUUAUUUAUUUAUGUUUCUGUGAUAAAUCAAGUUUUUUUUGGCAUUGGAAGUUAGAAACAAAUUAUUUUUUAAAUAAAUUAUAAAUUUUUAUAUAAAACUAUUAUUGUAGAUUAGAAUAUUUUUUGUAACAGUUCUUUUCAUUCAAAAAUUAAAUAAUUUCAUUCGAUUAUCAUUAUCCGAGCUAAACACUGCCAGACAAGUACCAUUUUUGUUGUUGUUUAUUGUUAUGGAUAAUGUCAAAAUAAUUCUGAGAUGAAAAUAUUUUCAUAGAUUUUUAUUGGCUGUCUCAAUUUGUGUUGAAUAUUAAAGGGAGAUAAUCCCCAUAAACUUACAUAACAUUUAGAUCUAGUCAAACAUUUCCUUAUUUUGUAUGUUAGUUAUAUUGCUGUAAAAAGGUAAAUUUGAUAUAGAUUAUGGGAUAUAGAUUCCCAUCCAAACAAUGUUGUCUUUUUCACUUUCGUUUCGAAACUUUCCUCUUUAGUAUUUCGGUUUCUUGGAAAGACAACUUAUGAAUUUAAAAAAAAAGAAUUUGCAAAUUAACUCUAGAAAUAUUUUCUUAACACUUAUUUUGUAGUUUUAGGAUGGAUUCCGUCCAUUUUGGAAAAAGUUAGUGGGAUAGAAAAUAUACAAAGCUUUUUCAAGUGAAAAAUAAAACUUUGGAUUAUCUGAAUAAAAUUAAAGGUAAUUUUCAUGGAAACAUUCCAAGAAUUAUUUUGGACACAACUUUGAAAAAAAUGUACGUUUUAUAUGUGCAAAACUACUUUUAGGAAUUUUUUAAUAAGAUGUUGAUAGAAUUUUUAUUUUUUCAUGCAUUUAAUGUUGUUAAAAAUCAUGCAUUUUUUUAUAAAUUGUUUUAAAUUGUUAAGGUUGUGAAUUUGUUAACAUGUUUUAUGAAACUGCCAGUUUUUCAUUUGUUACCCAAUUGUGAUCUCAUUUUAAAAGAAAUUUAAAACAAGAAAUGUAUAUGUUAAUGAUUUGUACAUUUUUUGUAUAUAUAGUUAGUAGACCUAGAUAAUCAUGUUUAUAAAAAACAUAUUCUAUGUUAACAUUGUUCCAUUGAAUACAGAGUUAAACUCUUUAUCAUCAAUAGAAUACAUAUCAUUUGUAUCAAAAAUAAACAAAUAAUGAAAUUUA